AUGUCUCUAUCGUGGAGCAACGAGCCCCCCGAGGCGCGUGUGCCCUAUGCCAUCCCACAGUAUGAGGGUGAGCGCAUCACGAUCCCCGGCAGCAAAGGCGUGUUCCGCAUUCUGGCCUCCGCAAAACAAACAGGUGGUUUGAUGGCUGUGUUCCAGAGCGGUGCUGUCCUAUCUGACGCACCGGGUUUCCACUACCACAACCAUGCUCAUGACGUUUUUCUUGUCACUAAGGGCUACCUGAAGCUGUGGAAUGGUGACAAGUGCCGGAUUAUGGCCCCCGGUGACUUUGCUUAUAUCCCUCCUAAAGUCAUCCACAACCCCGAGAUGAUCGGCCCACACACCGAAACCCAAGGCUUGAUCACGCCAGGCGACUGGGUGGAUUUCUUCCGCUAUGUCUCCGAGCCUUUUGAGGGAGUCCUAGUGCCCGAAACAGAUAACCGAGAUUUAAAGGCCCUACUGAUCCCCAAGGUCAUGGCCGCGAAGGAGAAAUUCGACGUCGUUUUCCAGCCCCACUACCAGGCACCGGAGGUAGGUGAGUGGACGAAAGAAGACGAAAAACUGCCCGACAGCAACGAAGGAUACUUCUUGCGUGCAAACACGGGUCCGCGGUGGAUGGCCGGCGGCGUGAUGUCCAGACCGUUCGUAACGACCAAGCAGAGUAACGGCCUCGUCGCGAUCUCUAGCAUCGAGUCUUCGAAGGACUAUAGCGAGACGCUAUUUUCAAGAUUUGUGACUUUCGAGAAGGUAGAUCACUGUUUCUGUGUCAUGGAGGGUGCUCUUAGAGUUACCUUGCAGGGCGAGGAGGGAACUUUGUUCCGUGAGGGCGAGACUGUUGUUGUUCCAGCGGGCCAGGCCUUUUCGCUUGGGUUUGAGAGUAAAUAUGUUCGGGUUCAUUCUUUCUCUGAUGGGGAUGGCAUUGAGUCGUUGAUUCAUGAGCUUGGCAAGCCCUUGGAGGAAGUGGUUCUGCCCGACUCGGCGCCAGCGUUGGAUUUGUCGCAGCUCGAAUCGGUGGCGGCGCGGUUCAAUGUGAAGCUGUAA
Penicillium lagena is the source of this 1038-nucleotide messenger RNA. RefSeq names its product cupin domain-containing protein. The transcript is spliced from 2 exons. NCBI's taxonomy places the organism in Eukaryota, Fungi, Ascomycota, Eurotiomycetes, Eurotiales, Aspergillaceae. Bases 1 to 1038 code for a protein of 345 amino acids. The record is from RefSeq and is a predicted model, not a curated record.